CCAUUAGAUCCGACCCUUUCUUCUCGCCUUUAAAAUUCCCCAAAUGGUAAUUAGGAUCACAUCUUUCUUCUUCCCCUUGGAGGAAAACCAACCUUUCCAUCCGUGUGGGCCACUCGGCGAACCAGAAACGAUUCCACCAUCGCAGCCUAAAAUCUAGUCGUUUUACAGGUGGUUGGGAUAACAAUGGCACUGGUUACUACAGCUGAAUUUUGUGAUGCCAACCCACAGCUCAUUGUGAGUGGUGAACUCCGGGCACUGCAGCCAGUUUUCCAGAUAUAUGGCCGCCGCCAGGUCUUUUCCGGGCCAAUAGUCACGCUCAAAGUGUUCGAAGACAAUGUUCUGGUUCGGGAGUUUCUGGAAGAGAAAGGAAAUGGAAGGGUUCUUGUUGUGGAUGGCGGUGGCAGCCAGCGGUGUGCAAUAUUAGGGGGCAACCCUGUUGUGCAGGCUCAAAAUAACGGAUGGGCGGGCAUAGUAGUCAACGGUUGUAUUAGGGAUGUGGACGAAAUCAAUGGUUGUGAUAUCGGAGUGAGAGCUCUUGCUUCCCACCCAAUGAAAGCUAACAAGAAGGGUGUUGGAGAGAAGCAUGUUCCGGUGACAAUUGCAGGGACAAGAAUCUGCGAUGGGGAAUGGCUCUACGCCGACACUGACGGAAUUUUGGUUUCCAAGAUAGAGUUGUCCGUUUGAGGAUGAGGGUGUUGUUGCUUGAAGAGAGUUGGUGAGGAGCCAUCCACAAUUGCUGGUGCUGGAUGCCAUUUGCUUGUUGUAAUGUAUGUGUGUAUGUUUGUUUGGAAGCUUUGAUCUAAUGCUUGUUGCUCUGUGAAACAUACGAUAGAACUCUGUUGUGCCAUAGAUUGAUGAGACUAAAUUAACAAUAAAUUUAUUUGGAUAGAAUCUAUCCAAAUAGAA
Messenger RNA from Diospyros lotus (date-plum), 906 nucleotides. RefSeq names its product putative 4-hydroxy-4-methyl-2-oxoglutarate aldolase 2. NCBI's taxonomy places the organism in Eukaryota, Viridiplantae, Streptophyta, Magnoliopsida, Ericales, Ebenaceae. The transcript has 2 exons. Gene Ontology annotation, molecular function: ribonuclease inhibitor activity. Bases 184 to 684 code for a protein of 166 amino acids. Gene Ontology annotation, biological process: regulation of RNA metabolic process. The record is from RefSeq and is a predicted model, not a curated record.